GUGUCAUACCCAGAGGACAGGGAGGUCCAAUCCUUUCCUUAGUCCUUGGGUUUUCCCUCUUUUUUACUCUUGAAUAACCUUAUCUGUUUCAAAAAGGAAUUUGUUCAAAUACAUUUACAUACAGGCAAAUAUGAACAUAACUUUAACUCCCACAGAGAGUACACGUCAAACUUCUCUUUACAUCCUGCUUCCAUCGGCAGCACAGAGCUUUUGCACAAUGCGUAACCUUACACUUUGUAAAUGAACAUGCAUGCAGAGUAAUCUUGUCAACUUUAUUUGUGCUUAUAAUACACAGAUAGGCAAUACUAAUAUGUGCAUCGUGACAAUGAUUUAGGUUUUUCUUGGAAACAUUUUCAUUCAACUUGAUUUGCCUUCUCCCAUUUGCUUCCGUGCACAAUGUAAAUGGAGAUUUGAAGCUUGAACGUGACAAACAAACUGAGUUUGACGAAGUGCGGAUGAAUGCACGAGCCUGCCCUUCACACGACACGGUUACAGAUUAAUGCACCUUUCACCAAUAAUUUACUCCUUUGCACACGACUGAAACAUUUUGGUUUCUCAUAUACAGACACACACACACACACACACUUGUGUAGGCGACCACGCAGCAGUUUCUCAUGAACAGUCCACCAAUCAGUUCUGCUCCACACAACUGGGUCAGAGGAAUCCAGUGGUGGUAAUGCAGCUCAGCUUUUCUCAGCUGUUCUAUUUUCUCGUAACACACACAUGAAGUAACAACCAGUCAUCUGACUCCGGACAAUGCUUUGUGUGUGUCCUGUGUGUGUGUGUGUGUGUGUGUGUGUGGGUGUGGGUGUGUUUGUGUUGGCCUUAUGUAACCCUUAGUUAACACAACAUUUUCCUAUUCCCAAGGCCUGGAUGAUAAAUCGUGUGCGCAGAUUCACUCAUUUUGGUGCCGGGAGCUUCCUCUGUGUUACUCACCCUCGUCAUCCUCACUCACACAACAGCAUUAACGACCUCAUCAAACAUUAUUAAAUGGCUUCCAGACGUGUGAGUGUGGCAUCAGCAUAAUGAGGCUGAUGAGCAGUAGCUGAACAAACACGACUUUACUUUGAACAAAAUAUCACCGUUAAAACAAAACACAUCACAGAUGAUGAACUAUUUGAGCACAAGUAGUUGACAUAAGCACCGCUUGGUAGAUUAGCAUUAUCCAAAUAAUACUUUUCCAAAUCUAUAAAAGAUGAUUAUGAUGUGUCAUUCACCUUCACUGCCAUGAGAUGGAAUUUCAAAGUUUUUAAACGAGUAAUUUCCAGGUUUGCAUGAGCAGGUUUUAUGCUUUAUGUUAGAGCUGAAAUGAUUAGUCGAUUAAUAGUUUAGUUGAUCACCAGAAAAAAAUUAAUUAUAAUGUAAUUUUUCGAACAAAAAUACCUGGUUCUGGUUUUCUUGGUCUAAAGUGGCAGCAAACUUCUUACUUUUUGAUAGUUGAUUGGACAAAACAAGGAAAUCAUAACCUGCACAUUAUUAAUAUUAUUAUCAUCUUCUAGGAACCAAGCAAAUAAUCAUGAAAGCAAUCAGCAUAUUGAUUGAUAUUGAAAUGAUUUUUGGUUGCAGCCCCACCCUUUUUGUAACCCUUCACUUUUUUUUGUAAAAGGCAAACGUCCCACUUUUUAAUUGCGCUCUACAACGUGACAAAUAUCUCCUACGUUUUUGUUUUACUUGAAGCUGUCGCGUUUUCAGCAAACAAUGUACAAUUUAUGGAAAAAUUAGUCACAUAGCAUAAAACAAGGGUUAGCCCAAACACUCCCCAGAUAUUAUCUUCCAUACAGUAGCAAACAGGAAGGAGAGAUCAGAGAAGUAAAUGCAACAAGGCCUUUCGCAGAUCACUGUCAUUUCCCUCUGCCAAAAGAGGGAGAGACAGAUUUGCAGGGAUUGUGAGGGGAGCCCGGUGGCUAAGUAGGGACAUGUUCCAGUGGCUUUGGGGGUUUUGGUCAGACUGACCUGAACCCAGUGCCCUCUGUGUAAGAACUGAUGGGAUGGCUGCUGAUUAUUCUGUUUCUAAGAAGACAUUUCAGAUUGAUGAGGAUCUCGAACAGGAACCUGGACCUCCACUUUCUAUUGCACAUUGUGAUUGCGCUCGCAUUGAGUGCAAAGUGAUGAUGCUGCCUCACAGCUUCAUUGUGUGGGAGGACUUUUAAUUUCAUUUGGCUGCCUCAGGAAUGUUCAUAGAUUGGUGCGCAGGAGUCUGCAGAUGUCUGAGAUGCCUCCGAUAAAGGACGAAGGCGCUGGAAGGCACUGCUGUAUGUCCGCUGUCUUUGGAAGUCGCCUUGUCUGGAGAACGCGCUGCCUCCGGCAGCCUCCGUUGAGACGGAACAGUCUGCUCACGGCCAUAUUUGCCUUUGGGAGCUGCGGCGGCUUCUCUGGGAGGAACAUCAUAUCUCUGUUCUGCGGCGACGGCGGGAAUGAAACUCUCACCGCCAACUUCCACUACCCAUUUAGGUUGAGCCAAGUCCCGCUCGUCGAGGGGAACACCACUAUUUGUAACCACUCCGUCACGACGACACACAUGGUGGGAGACUCGGCCUCCUCGGCUGAGUUCUUUGUGGGCAUCGCCAUCGUCUGCUUCCUGUACAGCAUGGUGGCCCUGCUGGUUUACUUAGGCUACAUGCACGUCUACAAGGACUCUGACUUUGGGCCCAUCUUUGACUUUGUGAUCACUGCGAUCCUGGUCUUCCUGUGGCUGGUGUGUUCAUCCGCCUGGGCGAAGGGCCUGCAGAAUGUGAAGGGUGCGACGGACACCGAAGGCGUCAGCGCCACGCUGGCACUCUGCAAGGGCGGCAACGUCACCUGUGAGGUCACGGAGUUCGCCAACUUGCGCACCCUCAACAUCUCUGUGGUGUUCGGCUACCUCAACAUGUUUGUGUGGGCGGGAAACGCCUGGUUUGUGUACAAGGAGACUCGUUGGCACUCUCAGAAAUUCUCAUCCCCAUCUGGACAUGGAAGGCAACAGGUCCCUGCACCCAUCUAACAUCCAACAGCAACACACAAAGACACAGUCACAUACAAAAUAAUUGACAUGCACGCACCACCGCCCAGUGCAGAAUCAGUCACACACACACACACACACACACACACACACACACAAACACACACACACUCAAAUAUGCAUGUACAAUACACAAACGGAUAAAUGUGCAUGUAGACGUAAACACACAUGCACAUAGAAAAAACGUUGUGUGAAUGUGAUGAAGACGAGCAAGAUGAAGGAUAACGUAAUAGCCAGCUAGCCCCAGCCCAUCCCGUAAUACCACUCGGUACAUCAGGGAGGCGACAGUGAGUCACUGUAGAGUUUUCCCUUAGUGUAAAAGUAGAGGACGGAGAAGUGUUGUGCCCCGAGAGCAAGAAACAAUUUUCAGCAGCAAAGAAAAAUAAAUGACGAGAGAUUGAAGAGAUAUCGGCGGGUAAAGGGUUGAAGUUCGAUGCUGCACUUGAAACGUUUCCUCUAGACUGAAGAAGCGAAUAGCCAUGCAGCGAUAAAUAAUAGCACCUUGAAUGUCUGCCACGCCUGCCUUUAUUUUUGCCACGUACUAUAGCAACACUAUUGCAAUUGCAGCCUCCACAUGCUUUCGAUUAGAGCGUGCCUUCUUACAACUGCUCAGAGAUGGUUUCUUACGCUUUAGCAAUGCGAAACAUGCACAGACAGCGACCGCAUGUCGUGAGCCUCACGGCCAGCGGCGCGGCCUGUGUUCCUGAAGAGAGGGUUUCUUACGUCUUAGAGAACCAUUCACAUUUGUUUUGAAUUACAUGCUUGAUUAUUAUACGGUACUUUAAACUCACGUCUUCAGUGCGGACAAUGCGAUUGGAGGUUUCCAGGGUCACGCAGAGGUUGAUACCAACAACUAUGAUGUGUCAUAACAUAAUCCUCUGUACCAUUCAACCAUCUCAGAAAUGUUUGCAUUCACUGACUAAUAUUUCAUGAAUUGGAUAUGGGCUGUGAAAUUGAGUCAUACAUUUGGCCUCAGUGUUCGGUCUUAUUGUUUUUUGUUUUUGUUUUUGCACAUGUAUAUUUUUAGAUACAAAGCACUUGUGUAUCCAGAGAAUGACUCACUCAAAUAUUCAUUCAGUCUUUCUUUCUUUCAUUCAUGGGUUCCUUCACUUUGAGUCCUUUUGCCAUAGAAGUGGUUAUCCUGCACGGAAAUGUCCAUACAAGACUAAACCAGGAUUAGCAAUUUACACUAGUGUGGACGUGUCAUUUUUUCCUGAAGUACAUUGAGGAGGUGAAGCCAUGAAAGCUUUAAUCCUCAAGUGCUUUUCCUCAGUAAGGUAAAUCUCUGCUAGCAAGCAGAAGAGUUAAAUAUUCAAGCUUUAAGAUGCCGAGACACACGCGCUAUGUAAAUUGUAAAUCCAUCCCAAAUGUUAUGGAGGUAGUUUGUACGUUCAGUGUGUGAUUUUCUUUUCACAUCAUGCAACAGUGCAACCUUAUGGUGCUUAUUGUGCUUUUGUCAUGUCCUACAAAGCACUGUGAGAGUGUGAAGCCAUGAAGAUUACUUGAUUGACAGUCGGCUACUUGAUUAGUUCACAUGUUGCUGUGUGUGUGUGUGUGUGUGUGUGUGUGUGUGUGUGUGUGUGUGUGUGUGUGUGUGUGUGUGUGUGUGUGUGUGUUUGCAGACAAAGUUUGAAUUUUUUUUUUUCCUCUGAAAAGCUUUGAUAUACCAAAGUACCAGUUAAACGAUAAAUCCUCCCUUCAUUGUAUCCUGUUUAUUUGUUUCACUUUUUCUUUUAUUAUCAUGUUAAAUUUUUGUAGUUACUUCCUCUUAAUUUUUGAUUCUGCUUUUUAUUACUCUUCUUUUUGCCUCACUAUUAUCAGAAACUAUUCUGCCAGCCAGAGCAACAUUUUCCUUUUCCCUGUUUAAGCUUAUUUAAUUUCUUCACGUGAUGUUAAAUCAUGUUGUUGUGCAAACAAACCAGUCGCUCUUGUUUUUAAUUGUCUAGUUGUUGUUUUUUAAUCUUUCCGGAGAUGCCGAACCGUGAGCUAGUGUUCUGUUUGUUUUUUUUACACUGUCAAUUUUUUUGUUUUUAUUUUUCACAUUUAGUGUAUGUGGGAGUCAUUCUUGAUUUUGUCUUAAUUUUUGAUCUAUUGCAUUUAUAUUAAAAGUGUAUGUUGGAUGGUCUUGCUGAAUCAUUUGACUUACACACAUGAAUGAAACAGCAGCCGUGUGUGGUGUACUGGUUAUGCCGCUGCACUCUUGUAAUCAUCCCCCGACACGCUAUAGCUUUCUCAAUGAUUCCUAUGCACUUAGCCUGCCAAACUGUCUUAUUCCAGAGAGACAUAAACUCUGUGACAUGACAAAUUUCAUGGUACAUUUGUGUUUUCAAUAAAGAAAUGAUUUUUUUCUUUCUUUAA
This is a messenger RNA of Scophthalmus maximus (turbot), 5356 nucleotides long. It is a transcript of the gene sypl1, whose product is annotated as synaptophysin-like 1. Gene Ontology annotation, cellular component: synaptic vesicle membrane; synaptic vesicle. NCBI's taxonomy places the organism in Eukaryota, Metazoa, Chordata, Actinopteri, Pleuronectiformes, Scophthalmidae. The record is from RefSeq and is a predicted model, not a curated record. The transcript is spliced from 5 exons. The coding region runs from base 2204 to 2980 and encodes 258 amino acids.